AUGGUUUGCUAUUUACCAAUUGCAGAAUUCAUAAAAGAAUAUAUUGAGAGGCUUCCAUCAUACAUAACUAAUAAUGAGAACACUAAGACUCCAACUGAAAAGAUGAGAAUGACCAGGAGAAUGAUAGCAACUUCUUACAAG
Messenger RNA from Entrophospora candida, 141 nucleotides. The record is from the annotation of a GenBank genome assembly. NCBI's taxonomy places the organism in Eukaryota, Fungi, Glomeromycota, Glomeromycetes, Entrophosporales, Entrophosporaceae.